This is a messenger RNA of Drosophila rhopaloa, 2910 nucleotides long. RefSeq names its product calcium-binding protein E63-1 (gene Eip63F-1). Lineage: Eukaryota; Metazoa; Arthropoda; Insecta; Diptera; Drosophilidae. The record is from RefSeq and is a predicted model, not a curated record. Gene Ontology annotation, molecular function: calcium ion binding; enzyme regulator activity. The transcript has 7 exons. The coding region runs from base 377 to 958 and encodes 193 amino acids.
UCAAUAUUGUUUGGGACUCCGUGGCGAGACGAUCGUCGAAAAAGUCGCGCGCGCUGCUAUAAUAAAUUCAAGCAUUCACAAAGAAAUAUUUAACUAGGCAAUGAAAAAAAAACACACACCAUUAAUAAUCACAUAAAAAAAUUAAGAUUUAUACACACAGACCAAGAAAAUAAAAUACAAAGUAAACACAUUUUAUUGGUGAAUAAUUGUGCUGUGCACUGUGAAAAGAGUCCUAAUACGUUUAUACGCAUUUAAGUGCUGGUAGAUAAAGGCGAAAGUAGGCCAACGCAGAAAGACAGACAGUUGAUUUGAAACUAAAUAUUACUCAUACGCCACCGGCACCUCAUUCAUUCCCAUCUCAGUUAUCAGCCUUUGAAUGAGCCCCAUGAGCGGACUGCGCCAACAGCUAAAGAUGCUGGGAACAGCUUUACUGGGCAAACGGGCCACCAAGUCUGUCAAAAAGAAACCAUUUACGGAGGUGGAAAUCAAAGAUCUACGCACAGCAUUCGAUCUACUAGACAGAAAUCGCGACGGACGCGUCACCGCCAACGAGCUGCAGUUUAUGCUGAAGAAUUUGGGCAUAAACGUGAGUGACGAACUCAUCCACGAUCUCAUCCGUGAGGCAAGCCACUCGGGCAAUGGCUUAAUCAACGAGGCCGAGUUCCUGCAAUGGGUGGGCAGGAUCCAGGCGCUGCGAGACGACCAGCAGUCACAUGAGGACAGCAAGGACAGCAAGCCGGUGGACGAGGCCGAUGAUGUCACCGAGGACUUGAUAGCCGCAUUUAGAGUAUUCGAUCGGGAUGGCAAUGGGUUCAUAACGCGCGACGAGCUGCAGACCGCCAUGGAGAUGAUUGGGGAGCCCUUGAACGAGCAGCAGCUGGAGCAGCUGCUGGUCAUCGCAGACUUGGACCAGGACGGGCGCAUCAAUUACGAGGAAUUCACGAGACUUUUGCUCUAAGCAGUUUUACGCCCAACAUGGAGGCAUGGUCAACUGAAACCCCGAAAAUUUCGAGUGGAAUGCACCCCGAGUUACCCCUUCAGCAUAAUUGUUAAGCUAUUAAGAAUAUACUCAGACAUGCAGAAAAUAAUAAUGCAACAAAAUGUGCAGAACACAAUUGUUUGAAUUUUUAUACAAAAUAAAAAACUUAUUUAUACAAGGGUUCGAAAAAAGUGCAAGGCAGGCCACACACACACCCGUAAAGUUUUCGUUUCAUUCAACACCCACAUAUACACACACAAACAUAUUCAUAUGUAAAUUAGUUUCAAAGUUUUGUCGAUUGUAAAAAAGUGAAUUAUUGAUUCAAUUGGAAAAAUUUAAAUGGAAAUGUUUAGACAGUUUGUGUAAACGAUUUGCGUUGAAAAUAAUUUAAAUCAUACAGAGACAACACAACCCAUAAACAUUUAACAUAUAAAUUGCAUAUUCGGAUAAGUCUGAGCGCGUGAGUGAUAUUGUGUUUAGGGUGCUGCAAAAAAAAAAGAGCAGGCAAAUGGAGAAUUAAAAAAAAAAUACAAUAAAAAUAUAUCUUAAUUCGGCGAAGGCCAGCAAGUGGAUUCAUAUAUUUGUAUUUUAUUGUAGUUAUGCUGCUUUCAAUGUAUGCGCGUUUCAAAUACCCCAAAAACAAACAAAAACUGUUUCAAAUUUGUUAGAAUAAGGAAAUAAAUGUUAACAAUUUAUAUAAGAAAACAAAAGAUUUAAUUUCAGUUGGGAAGUGUCUUUGUAGAGCUCUCAAAACAUCGGCGUUAUCGGUUAUACAAAGCUAAUAAUAAAAAAAAACGUUUUUUAAAAUUUAAAACAGAGCUAAGCAAAAUCGGUAGGAAAUGUAAUGUUUAUAAAUAUGUUUUCUUUCAUUUAUCCACUUAAACAAUACCAUAGUUUGAUAAAAUCGAUACUCUCGAUGGUGCAUUUGUGUUUUCUGAGCUCUAUUAUGAAGGCACAAAAUACAAAUGAGCCGAGCAGCAAAAAUUAUAUAAGAUGUUAAUGAAAACGUAAAUUAACAAUAACCAACAAUGAAUGGAACAUUUCAGAAUUCUUGGUAUACAUAGUUCAAAGUCUUCAAACUUUACAUUUUAAUAUGUUGUUUUGCGUUCUUUUUAAAGUUAUUUGUUAAUUUAAUUUGUUUUCGAAAUUCAAGUCCAUUGCAUAUUGCCGUCCCAUAGAUAAUUUAACGAGAAGCAACAAAUUUUGUAUAACAAUUACAAGUCAUCGAUUUAAGGCAUUGCGGUUUCAAACAAUAAUUUUUUUAUUGAUUUCGUAAGCCUUUUUUUGAUACAAAUUUAGAACAGAAAAUCAAAAUCAAACAAAAUAUAUAUUUAACAAAAGUGCUCUUUUGAAAAUUCAGUGAAACGAGAAUUAAAAGUAUAUAUUUACAUUUAAACACUAUAUGGAUAAAGUUGGGUAAAGAAAAAAUAAAUCAGGUCAAUGGUACAAAUCGCAAAAUGGGUAAAACAAGGAAUGCAAACAAGGAAACCACAUUUUUUGUAUGGUAUUUACAACAGGACUGCAAAGGCAAAGCAAAUUUAAACCUAAUUAAAAUCGAAAACCGAAUCAAACUAAACUCUAACCCAAAAUAUUGAAUAUACCCGAUAAAUGUACUUCAAUUCAAGUAGUUUUUUAUGACCUCUAAAUGUGCUUAACAACUAUAUGCAGGACUAUAUACCUACCCAACAAUAUACUACUUAUAUACAUGAUAACUGUUUAUGUUUACCGUCAAACUACAUACCUAAUAUUAUCUUCUAUAUAUAUAUAGAUACUGGAUAACACGAAACACAAAACAACUAAGACAUUAUCUGUAUGCGUACUUAAAGUGGUAGACAUUUGGUUUAGGUAUUAAUGAUUUCAUAAUUUAUAAAUGCGAUUGCGAGUCGGAAAACGAGAUGUGACAUAAUAAAUAACAGUACACCAACGCUCAA